This is a messenger RNA of Hermetia illucens (black soldier fly), 1603 nucleotides long. RefSeq names its product trafficking protein particle complex subunit 12. The transcript has 8 exons. The record is from RefSeq and is a predicted model, not a curated record. Gene Ontology annotation, cellular component: Golgi apparatus; TRAPP complex. The coding region runs from base 102 to 1511 and encodes 469 amino acids. Gene Ontology annotation, molecular function: protein binding. NCBI's taxonomy places the organism in Eukaryota, Metazoa, Arthropoda, Insecta, Diptera, Stratiomyidae.
AACAGCGAUGGUGACACCUGACAACGAUAACAAGUCAUUCACUGCUACAAUUGGGGAAAUCGCUGGGAGUGCUUCAUAUUUUACGCAAACAAUUCAUCGUCAUGGACAAUUCGGCGACUAGUCCGUCCCUAAGCCAUUACUUUGCCAAUGACCCGCCAAGUUUCUUCGAUGAAAUUCCUAAAAGUGGAGCAACUGAUCCUCUUACUCACAAUAACUUCAAUGGAAGCUUCCAGGCACCUGAUUACUUUGAAAAUCCGGAGCUCGAGGAGGACAUUAGAGUGUCUGAAGACGUGAGGAACUUCUGGCUGCCUCCGCACACUGAGCCUGGGAUUCCGCCUUUAUUGACUUUGCCGGGAGUUUUGUCGCCUAAUGAUUUGAGUGACCCAAUCAGAGAUGCGGUCGCAUUGCAUUUAGGGGAGCCCGAACUGAGUCAGCGUCACGUACUCACAGUUGGAGAUGUCACGCAGGAUGAACGGGGAUUAAGGCGACUGAUUUCAGCCGGGUGCUUCCGGGCGGCCGUGAAUUUGACUGGCCGAUUGUUGACAAUAUAUGGACAAGGUUACGGAAGGGCCGGACAACCAGCAAAACACAGUCCUCAUUCCUUGCAGCUUUGGUUCACCCGACUCGCCCUAUUAACCAAGCUCGGUCAAUACGAACUCCUACAAUCAGAAGCCGAACCCUUUGGUCAACUGAACAGCGGUGAUGUAUACUAUGACUUCUAUCACGAAAUGUACGGCGGCAAAAAAGGAUCAAUGGCGUGCUUCUCUUUUCGUCUUCUCCUAGCCGAGAUACCAAUGUACACGGGAUCACCCAAAACCGCAAUGGAUCGUCUCUCAGAAUUGUCUGCGUUGUGUAAUGAAAUCAAAAAUCAUUUUAAAAGCGAUCAACCAAGUUAUGAGUUUUGGCGAAAGCGUGAAGUUCGAGUAUUACAUUCCAUUAUUAAUUGUGGCAUUUUGAUGCGAGACUACUGUCUGGUCGAUGACAUCAUGAAGGUACUUUUAGCUCAACCUGAAUUAUCCAAAGAAGACAAAAGAUUCAUGUUCUCCGCCUGGGGACGAAUCUAUCUUCAAAUUGGGGAUGUAUUUGGAGCAGAACAUAAGUUUGCAGAAGCAAGGCGACUGAAGGACAUGAACGCAACACCUGAUCUUCGCGAUUUAGUUGAUAAAGGUUUGAUCGCUGUAGCCCAAAAUGACUUUUUCGAAGCGCAUAAUAAUUUUCAGAAGGCGCUGAAUGUUGACCCAACUAAUACAAUGUUAUUGAACAACAUGGGAGUAUGCCUACUUUAUUCCGGGAAACUGAAAGACGCAAUUGCCUUAUUUGAGAAAGCGAUCAACAUGAAUCCCCAGAAAUCAUUAAAUGAAAAUCUUCUCAUCAACUUAUCAACGCUAUAUGAGCUGGAAUCAAGUAAUUCACGCAAUAAAAAGCUGAAUUUAUUGCGACUCGUCAAUCGUUUCAAGCCGGACUUGAAUAUCAGUUUGGAUUAUUGUUUGAAGCUGCAAAGUAAUAAUUAGAAAAUUAUUUUAGGUUCUAUUUUAUGCAUUAGGAAAUUUAUGUGAUACCUUUUAUUGCAAUUAAACUUGAAGUAAAAUUCAAUCCGAAACUA